Messenger RNA from Malus domestica (apple), 666 nucleotides. The record is from RefSeq and is a predicted model, not a curated record. Lineage: Eukaryota; Viridiplantae; Streptophyta; Magnoliopsida; Rosales; Rosaceae.
AUCUAAGGAAUCAUUUGCUACCAUGAUAGUGCAGACGCUUAGAAAUUCACCAGAUGAUUCAUCAAUUAUAAAACAGCAGUUGCUUAAUGAUUUUCUGCCUGAUGAUGCAUGUCCACUGGGAGCUCCGUUGAACAUGGAAACACCCAGAGAAAUCGACCAAGUUGGCAUACAAGAUGAUGGAGAACCUGAUAAGGCGGAGCCCCCAUUAUUCACAGUUGGGGAUGAUGCCUUACCCAAUGCAUCUGAAAAUCAAACCGACCCUGGCACAAAAGUUGCAGUGGAAUGUUUAAGCCUAAUAAGCGUUGAUCAGCUUUUAGAUUCGGUUUUGGAGACAACACAUCAAGUUGGAAGAUUAUCAGUCUCAGCUGCUACAAACAUGCCUUACAUGGAAAUGGCUGGCCAGUGUGAGGCCAUUCAAAUGGGGAAGCAGCAAAAGUUGUCAACGUUUAUAGUUGAGAGGUGGUGGGCGGUUGGUGUGUGCUCUACUAGUUUAGAAUUAAAUCAAGAAAUAUACCAAUCCCAUAUGAACAAAGGAGGAGUCCUUGUCUUUUAAAUUCCUUUGUGACAUAAUAACCUUAUAGAUGUCAAUUUUUCUAGGGGUACCUCUCAACUGUUUAUCAUUAUAAAUGGAAGUGGAAUUUAUGUUUUUGCACCGCUUGGAAAUGA